Messenger RNA from Photinus pyralis (common eastern firefly), 4647 nucleotides. RefSeq lists its product as uncharacterized. Gene Ontology annotation, biological process: DNA repair; telomere maintenance. The transcript is spliced from 2 exons. Bases 262 to 4647 code for a protein of 1461 amino acids. The record is from RefSeq and is a predicted model, not a curated record. Gene Ontology annotation, molecular function: DNA helicase activity. NCBI's taxonomy places the organism in Eukaryota, Metazoa, Arthropoda, Insecta, Coleoptera, Lampyridae.
UGUUGCCGAAUGCCGAUAUGUCGAAGUAAAGUAAAAGCUUAAAAAAUUGUUCGGGGGUGAAGUGUGACAGUUUAUAACGUCAACGUCAACGGCAGUCUCAAGUGCGCCCGACCGCCUGCCUAUAAACAUUACUGCCAUCUCAAGGGUACGUAUUCGUUCUAAAAAUAGAACUGGUAGACGGUCUCCGUUCUGAGGUUCGCAGUACGGUUAGUACUGAGUACGGUACGGGUUGUUAAUUACAUUUGGUUUGAAUCGAGCGCAAUGCCGCGACGACGUUCAGAUAUUGGUCGCCGUACACGACAAAUAAAUUACGUCCGUCACGCACGGUCCCGAAGAACAGAGGAGGAACAUGCAGCAGAAAAUGAACAAGUUAGAAAUCACAAUUCACGCGUCCGUGAAAACAUUACACAAGAACAACGCCAAAUGCGAAGUGAAGAACGACGUGUUGCGUAUCGACGAGUAAGAUCAGCAACACGUGCCACUAAUCGAAUAACAUUUCUACGGCUUGCAUUCGACUAUGAUCCAACAAUUGAUUAUAACUCGCAUCGCAACAUUGAUAUUGGUAAUAUGGAUAAAGUGUGUGCCCAUUGUCAAGCAUUGAAAUACGAAACGGAAGCGCCCGGGUUGUGUUGCGUUAAUGGACAAGUAAAAUUAACACCCUUACAACAAGCACCGGAACCGUUACUAACAUUAGUAUCUGGAACUACUUCUCAAUCAAAACAUUUUCUCACUAAUAUUCGGAAGUACAACAGUUGCUUCCAAAUGACGUCAUUUGGUGCAGAUAAAAUAAUUACUGAUCACUUCAUGCCAACAUUCAAAGUGCAAGGUCAAAUAUAUCACACUGUAGGUUCAUUAUUGCCGAUAUCUGAUGAACAACACAAAUUUCUACAGAUAUAUUUUCUUGGCAGUUCGGAUGAUGAGGUCAACACUAGAUGUGCCAUUACUUCUGGGAUACGCCGUCAAAUUGUAGAGUCAUUACAAAUCUUACUCGAUCAGCACAAUCAAUUGGUAAAAUUAUUUAAAACUGCAAUAGACCGAAUGCCGUCCGACAAUCACAAAAUAGUUAUAAGAGCUGACAAAACACCUGGAGGUGAACAUUCAAGACGAUUUAAUGCACCAACAAUAAAUGAGAUAGCAAUUGUCAUUGGUGGUGAUCAAUUUGAAGCUAGGGAUAUUGUUUUGCAUCGGCGAAAUGAUACAUUGCAACGUGUCUCUGAAACACAUCGUUCCUAUGACGCACUUCAAUAUCCAAUACUGUUUUGGCAGGGAGAUGAUGGAUAUCAUUUUCAUUUGAAAAUGAUAAAUCCAACAACCGGUACGGAAACAACCAAAAAAAUUAGUUGCAUGAAUUAUUAUGCGUACAGAUUAAUGAUUCGAGAGAAUGGAGACAAUCAUAUUCUGAAGUGUCGGCAAUUGUUCCAUCAAUAUGUAGUGGACAUGUACGCAAAAAUAGAGACAGAGCGGCUGUUAUUCAUUCGACUCAACCAACGACAAUUAAGAUCGGAGGAAUACAUUCAUCUACGUGAUGCAAUUAAUACGGAUGGAAAUGCAAAUAACGUUGGUCGCAUCACAAUUCUACCAUCGACCUAUACAGGCAGUCCACGUCACAUGCAUGAAUAUGCACAAGAUGCAAUGUCAUACGUUCGGCAUUAUGGUCGUCCGGAUUUAUUCAUCACAUUUACCUGCAAUCCGACCUGGAAUGAAAUUAAACAAUGUUUGUUGCCCGGACAAUCGCACACUGAUCGUCAUGACAUCACGGCACGAGUAUUUAAGCAAAAACUAAAAUCAUUAAUGGGUUUAAUUGUCAAGUACAACGUGUUUGGUUCAGUUCGAUGCUGGAUGUAUUCAAUUGAAUGGCAGAAGAGAGGAUUGCCACAUGCGCAUAUUCUCAUUUGGUGUAUGGAUAAAAUUCAACCAAACGAAGUUGAUGGUAUUAUUUGUGCUGAAAUACCGGAUUCUGCAAUUGAUUCUGAACUAUUCCAAAUAAUUACAAAGAAUAUGAUACAUGGCCCAUGUGGUGCUCUUAAUUUACAUUCACCAUGUAUGAUUGAUGGCAAGUGCUCUAAACGAUAUCCAAAACAAUUCAUUCCAGAAACAAUAACAGGUAACGAUGGAUAUCCACUAUAUCGCCGUCGUUCAACACAUGACAAUGGUAAAUCAAUAAUGGUGAAAGUACGCAACAAUGACGUUGAGAUUGAUAAUCGUUGGAUAGUGCCAUAUUCGCCAUUAUUAUCCAAAAUCUAUAAAGCACAUAUAAAUGUAGAAUAUUGUAAUUCUGUGAAGUCCAUCAAAUAUAUUUGUAAAUAUGUCAACAAAGGCAGUGACAUGGCCAUUUUCGGAGUGGCACCUGAAAAUAAUCUAGAUGAAAUCCGACAAUAUCAGCUUGGCAGAUAUAUCAGCAGCAACGAAGCAAUAUGGCGCAUAUUUGCAUUUCCAAUUCACGAAAGAUAUCCAACUGUGGUACAUUUGGCUGUUCAUUUAGAAAAUGGACAACGAGUAUAUUUUACCACAGAAAAUGUUUUCGAGCGAGCAGCACAACCACCAGCAACAACAUUGACUGCUUUUUUUGCAUUGUGCCAAACUGAUGACUUUGCUGGAACGUUAUUGUACUCAGAAGUUCCACGUUAUUUCACGUGGAAUGCUACCAGAAAAACAUUUGAACGUCGGAAACAAGGUAAACCAGUAACUGGCCACCCACAGUUAUUUUCAAGUGAUGCCUUGGGUCGAUUAUACACUGUACAUCCAAACAUGGCUGAAUGCUAUUAUUUACGUUUGCUGCUGAUUACUGUGCGUGGCCCCACAUCAUUUCACAGUUUAAGAACUGUAAAUGGCGUAUUGUGCGAAUCAUAUCGUGACGCCUGUCAACACUUACAUUUACUUGAAAACGAUGAACAUUGGGACAAUUCCCUUCACGAAGCAUCACUUACAGCUUCUUCAUAUCAAAUGCGUACAUUAUUCGCAAUUAUAAUAUCAACAUGCUUUCCAUCAAGACCUGUACAACUGUGGGAACAACAUAAAGACGCCAUGACAGAUGACAUUUUACAUCAAGCACGUAAUGCAAGUGAACACACAGAAUUACAAUACACUGCGGAGAUGUAUAAUCAAUCAUUAAUUUACAUUGAAGACAUGUGUUUGAUGAUGGCGAAUAAACUCCUUAAUCAAUUGGGACUGCCAUCACCAAAUCGAACCAUUACAGAAGUUUGCAAUCGUGAAAUACAACGUGAAACACAGUACGAUACCAAUGCAUUACAUACAUUUGUUCAAGACAACAUAACAAACAUGAAUCAGCAGCAAACGCACGUCUACAACACUAUUAUGCAAGCCAUCAAUGAGAACAACGGUGAAUUGUAUUUCCUAGAUGCUCCCGGAGGUACUGGAAAAACAUAUUUAAUUGCGUUGAUUUUGGCCACAGUACGAUCAAACGGCAAUAUCGCGUUGGCAAUAGCGUCUUCUGGAAUUGCAGCCACUUUGUUAGAUGGUGGAAGAACGGCACAUUCUGCAUUAAAAUUGCCAUUAAACAUGCAACUAACAGAAACACCAACAUGUAAUAUUUCGAAAACAUCCGCAAUGGCAAAGGUUCUUCAACAAUGCAAGAUUAUUAUAUGGGAUGAAUGCACAAUGGCACACAAAAAGUCUUUAGAGGCACUGGAUCGAACCUUGCGAGAUUUGCGCACCAACCAACAGCCAUUUGGAAAUGCGAUUAUAUUAUUAGCAGGUGAUUUUAGACAAACUUUACCAGUCAUCGCACGAUCAACUCCAGCAGAUCAAUUAAACGCAUGUUUAAAAUCAUCUCAUUUGUGGCGAUUGUUUCACAAACUAUCGCUUACUGUAAAUAUGCGCGUACAGUUACAAAAUGAUGCAUCAGCCAAUUCAUUUGCAAGCCAAUUAUUGGACGUUGGAAAUGGAAAAUGUGCUACGGACAAUACAACAGGAUUAAUAACAUUGCCUGCAGAUUUUUGUGUUACUACUGAAUCACAAGAGGAGUUAAUUGCAAGUGUGUAUCCCAACAUUGUAGAUAAUUAUACAAAUCAUCAAUGGUUAAGCGAUCGCGCUAUAUUGGCAGCUAAAAACAAAGACGUAAGUGAUAUUAAUAUUGAGAUUCAAAACAAGCUUAGUGGCCAAACCAACAUCUACAAAUCUAUUGAUUGCGUUAUGGAUCCAGAUGAAGCUGUAAAUUAUCCAAUAGAAUUUUUAAAUUCACUUGAUUUACCUGGAACUCCUCCUCAUAUUCUGCAAUUAAAAAUUGGUGUGCCAAUCAUUCUGUUACGCAAUUUACAUCAACCAAGGCUUUGUAAUGGAACAAGACUGGCUGUAAAACAAUUGCUGAACAACAUCAUUGAAGCAACUAUAUUAUCUGGCAAAUACAAAGGCGAAAACGUAUUGAUUCCACGUAUACCAAUUAUUCCAUCAGAUAUGCCUUUCGAAUUUAAGCGAAUACAAUUUCCCGUCCGACUGGCAUUUGCUAUGACCAUCAAUAAAUCUCAAGGGCAAUCGCUUCAAGUAUGUGGAUUACAUCUUGAACCACCAUGUUUCUCACAUGGACAAUUAUACGUUGGAUGCUCACGUGUUGGUAAACCGUCUUCAUUAUUCAUCUUCACACAUGCCAAAACAACAAAAAAUAUUGUUUAUGAAAGAGCGUUGCAAUAA